Messenger RNA from Purpureocillium takamizusanense, 3894 nucleotides. RefSeq lists its product as uncharacterized. Gene Ontology annotation, cellular component: membrane. Gene Ontology annotation, biological process: cell volume homeostasis; chloride transmembrane transport; potassium ion import across plasma membrane. Gene Ontology annotation, molecular function: potassium:chloride symporter activity. The transcript is spliced from 5 exons. The coding region runs from base 1 to 3894 and encodes 1297 amino acids. The record is from RefSeq and is a predicted model, not a curated record. Lineage: Eukaryota; Fungi; Ascomycota; Sordariomycetes; Hypocreales; Ophiocordycipitaceae.
AUGCCUUCGCCUGCCGACGACAAGGCUGGGCUCCCGCCAUCGGCGGAGCCCAGGAAGGAUGCCAAACUCGGCCUCAUGUCGGGCGUCUACAUCCCCGUCUGCCUCAACAUCAUGAGCAUCCUCAUGUUCCUGCGGUUCGGCCUCAUCCUGGGACAGGUUGGCUUCAUGGGAAUCCUGGGCCUGCUGGUCACGGCAUACUGCGUCGACUUGCUCACCACAUUGUCGCUCUCCGCCAUUGCCUCCAACGGCGAGGUCAAGGGUGGUGGCGCAUAUUACCUGAUCUCGAGGUCCCUUGGUCCCGAGUUUGGCGGCUCCAUUGGCAUCCUGUUCUUCCUCGCCCAGGCCCUCAACACUGCCAUGAACGUUGUCGGUCUCAUCGAUUGCAUUCGCCUCAAUGUCGGCCCCGGCUUCCCCCAGGGAUACUGGGUCGGCUACGGGUUGCAGACGGUCGCCCUGCUGCUAUGCACCGGUCUCUGCCUGCUCGGCUCUGCCACCUUCUCCAAGGCCUCCAACGCGUUGCUUGCCAUCUUGACUGUGGCCGUCGUCAGCAUCCCCGUUUCUGCCGUCGUGAAAGCGCCCUUCCGGGACGAUGACACUGGCGUCGUCUUCACUGGCUUCAGCCUUCACACCUUGGCCACAAACUUCUUACCCCACACGAGUGGCGGCGAGUACAAGGGCCUGUCCACAUUCAGAGACCUUUUUGGCAUUUUAUUUCCAGCAACUUCAGGCAUCUUUGCCGGCGCAUCAAUGUCCGGCGAUCUGAAGGAUCCAAGCAGGUCCAUUCCGAGCGGAACACUUUGGGCCAUGUUGACGACCUUCAUUGUCUAUUUCGUCGUCGUUUUAUCUAUGGCCGCCAGUACCACGCAUGAAUCGUUCCUUGCCAAUGCAAAUGUUAUCCCCCUUACCAACCUAUCUCCUCCCAUAAUUCUCGCUGGAGAGUGUGCCGUCACCUUCUUCUCAGCCUUGAUGGGCAUCAUCGGUUCCGCCAAGCUGUUUCAGGCCCUCGCCAAAGACAAGCUUCUCCCCGGCCUCGCAAUCUUUGGCAAGGGGACAAAGAAGGCGGAUGAGCCCAUCCUUGCCAUUUUCUUAACCUAUUUGAUAGCUCAAGUUGCCUUGCUUGCAGAUCUGAAUCAGAUUGCCACGUUUAUCUCUAUGGGUUACCAGAUGACCUUUUUCGUCAUGAACUUGGCCUGCUUCUUACUCAAAAUUGGGUCAGCACCGAACUUUCGCCCUGGGUUCAAGUUCUUCAAUUGGCAGACCGCCUUGGUGGGCAGCUUGCUAUCUGCCGCUGCCAUGUUCUUCAUUGAUGAGACAUACGCAUCCAUUGCAAUCUGCGUUCUCGUCUUCAUUUUCCUCCUCAUUCAUUACCUCUGCCCCCCGAAACGGUGGGGAGAUGUCUCACAAAAUCUCAUCUACCAUCAAGUGAGAAAGUACCUCUUACGCCUAAAGCCGGAACACAUCAAGUUCUGGCGGCCGCAUAUCAUCCUGCUCAUCAACAAUCCUCGGCGCCAGGCACGCCUCAUACAAUUCUGCAACUCUAUGAAGAAGGGAUCGUUGUACAUCUUGGGCCAUGUUAUCGUCUCUGACGACUUCAGCACUGGCGUCCACGAAGCACGACUUCAACAGCAGGCCUGGACCAAAUAUAUAUCCGAGUUUUCACGGAUCAAGGCUUUUGUGCAGCUGACCAUGUCUCCGUCCAUCACGUGGGGUAUACGGAAUCUAAUCCUGUCGGCGGGCCUGGGUGGUAUGAGGCCCAAUAUCGCCGUCUUGGGAUUCUAUAAUAUGGACGACUUGCGUAAGUCUGGGUCUAGGUGUGUGAUACCUGAGAUUCCUGCAUCGCCUGCCGACAAGAUGAGACGACCGCGGAAGGCCGAGGAUAAGGCGCCGAUGACGAAGCGUCGUCGUGGCGAUACUUCCGCCCGACUUCUGGAAGGCGUGUUGCCCACGGAUGCAAUUCGAACAGAGAACAUGAUGUCUCCCACAGAGUACAUGAUCAUGCUAGAAGACCUCGCCCUCAAGUACCGUCUAAAUGUUGCGGUAGCACACGGAUUCGGCGAUCUGGAGUCGCCUCGCAAGGAUGGUGGCAACGCAAAGAAGUAUGUCGAUCUCUGGCCGAUCCAGAUGUCUGCGGAAGUAUCUUCUCAGGGAACGAAUGUCUUAACCACGAAUUUUGAUACCUACACUCUGAUUUUGCAGUUGGGCCAUAUCCUACAAAGUGUGCGGACAUGGAAACGAGCCUUUGCACUCCGAGUUAUGGUAUUUGUUGAAUACGAGAGCGAGGUCGAAGAGGAGCGGGCUCGUGUCACUGCCCUGCUCGAGAAGCUACGAAUUGACGCCGAAGUGCUCGUUUUUUGGCUUGCGGCUGGACACCUCAACACCUACGAACUCAUCGUCAACGGCCACACAGACGACAUCGACACCGAAAUCGUUGUCAGUGAUGCGCUCAAAGACGAGGAUUGGUGGGAUUCCCUUCAGAGCUUCCGCGGACAAGCAGGGCAAAUGUCGGCGAGCCAGGAGAUGACACAGAUUAAUCAAAUAGUGGGCGCGGCUGCUGGACGAACAGACCUGCAUGGGGAUGAUGGUUUUGACCGACGCCGCUCGAGUGUUGCUGAGCUUGCCAACGUGCUCAAGAAACCAGACAUUGGACUGCUUGCCCGGCUUGGGGUGAACCCGGGUAUCCACACGCACCACCUCGCGGACGAUGUGCUCCAAGAGGAGGCGUCAGACGACGAGUGGUCCACAGAAUCAGAGCUAUCAGACGCCGGAGAUGAGUUCGACUUUGGUGUUGACACGUCGGAGAGCAGGAGUGAUGCCGAGUUUGGAGAUCCGAUGAAGCAGUCCUUGCUAACGAAGGGUCUGCUGGAGGCAACAUCUUCGACGAAGGCCUCGCGAGGCCGCAAGCCGCAGCCUCCGCAAGGCAAUGUUCCCGCCCCGUCAUACGGCACAAUGACUACUUCCCAAACAUUGACCGAUUAUCAAGACGAACAAGAGCCCCGUCGUGUGCCCGAAUUCAAGAAGACCGACGCAAGCCCGUCGCCUCAUGGAGGCCGCGGGCGCGACGCGAAAGACGUGCGAGCAAAGCUGGAAACGUUCCCGGCACUCACUCCUCUUGGCAUACCGCACUCCCAUUCUGAUGCAUCCCGGCGAUCCAGAUCCAUGAGUCCAUCAGCAACAGAGAGGCAAACCAAGCGUGAUGGGACAAUGACGCCCUUGCGCCCAUCCUUCUCUCGCCAGUCCUCGGCGGUGCGCUUCUCCAGUCGUCCAGUUCCAGAGACAAGAAUCACGACGGAGGGCGGGGGUUCUAGGAUCGGCUUUGCCCCUGCGCCCGCCGAGUCGAGCCCAGUGACACCUCGAGCCGAACGUCCGACGCACUCCAGACAGUCUUCAUGGGGGAGGUUCUCCAGCAGGCCGGUCCCCGAGGCGAAAGUCAGCGUCGGCGAAGAGAUGGCGCGUACGAUACACUUUGCAGAGCACCCUGCGAACAAGUCGCACUCUGGAUCCCAUUCUCGACACCACUCUCGUCAAGGCUCUCAGUUUUCCAACUUUGGGCAGGGUGACGUGAGUUUGAGCAUUCCGGAGCUGGUAGAGUCGUACAAGCAGGACUCUCACGUGGGCGAGCCCGAGGCCGGGUCGACAUACUCUACGCAGGGCAUGUCUCUAUCUUUCAACGAUCUUCCGUGCCGGGCGCAACACCUGAUUCUUAAUGAGCUCAUGCGACAGCACUCGAAGGAAACGGCGGUUCUUAUGAGCACGCUGCCGAUUCCCUCCGAGGGGACCUGUCUCGACGAGGCUGACUCGAUUCAGUACCUUUCCGACAUUGAGGUUUUGUGUAACGAGCUGCCGCCGACCCUGAUGAUUCUGAGCAACAACAUGACGGUGACGGUCAGCCUGUGA